AUUUUAUAUCUUAAAGGAUCUUCUGGCUCAAUCCAAAGAUGGCCCACGACUUCGCACUUUUGCCCUUUCUCUUCCUGAGUCUAUGAUUUCAGAGAAAUCCAUGGAUUAAGCCUUACCCCUUCUUCUUUCUCUUUCCGCUCGAUUCCGUUAUCGUACUAUCGAUUUCUCCUCUUUCAUCGUUGCUACUAUCUCUGUUGAUUUUUUUCUUUUUUUUAACGAUUCAUAUCUUAUUGCCUUUUUGACCAUCCGUUUUGGUUUGAAGUUUGAACUCAAUUAGAUCGGAUAUGAAUUCCGGGUAAGUUGUUCUUGAUAGAAGAAGGGGAGCUCAGUUUUGUCCGUUGGGUUCUUUGUAUUUUGGAGUAUGAAGGCUUGGUUUACGAAAUCUUUAGGAUUUUCAGUUGGUUGUUCGGGGUUUACAAAUUUUUGAGCUGUAUUCAGGUGGAUAGCUUCUGGGUUUGAAUUAAAUUAGACUAGUUUGUAGAUUUUAUCGACUUGUGAGGUUAAUAUUGAGCUUCUUGGAGUACUUAUUUGGCAUCGAAGGUCCAGGAGGAGGUCGAAAUGAGUGGGAAAACAUGUAUCUGUAAUCGUACCUUGCGUUGAAUUAGAGAGAAGAAAGGAUGAAGAGAGGAAAGGAUGACGAGAAGACGAUGGAACCUAUGUUUCCUAGGCUCCAUGUCAAUGACACCGAGAAAGGAUGGCCAAGGGCGCCUCCAAGGAAUAAGAUGGCCCUCUACGAACAGUUCACUGUACCAUCCAAACAUUUAAGUCCCGGGGUUUUGCCUCUCAAGACGAACAACUCCAGCAAACCAGUUACCACGCCUUCCUCGAGCCAGGGUACAGGAACUGAUGGAAAUCUGCAGCUGCCAUUAAACUUGUCUUCAACAAAUCCUACCAAUCAGGCUGGAACAUCUCCGGCUCAACCAUCUAGUGGAUUAAAUGUGAAUCCUACACUGGUACAGCUUGAGCGGAGUCAGCAGACAACAGAAAUAGAAGAUGAGGAUGAUUUUAUGGUUCCAGUAUACAAUCAAUCUAGGAUGAGUAAAAAUAAAGUUCGAAAUAGUGACCAUAAGGAAAAAUUGUCGUCUCCUGGAUCAAAACAUUCCGACUGUUCUACAAUAUUGCAAGCUAGUUAUGAAAAGGAUCCAGGUCAUCUUACAUCCUCUAGUGCUCACUCAAGACAAGAAAUAACUAUUACAAAGAAGGUGAAUGGCAAAAGUAUGGUUCAUUCUGCAAAGUCCAGAACAAAUUUAUUGGAUAGAGAAAAUACUGAUGGAAUUCUGCAGGAAGCUAAUGUAUCUAAAAGUCUAGUACUUCAAGAUAAAUCUAGUCAUAGUUUUGACAAAUUGCAGGCUAGUGAUGUUCGGUUACAGCAACAUUCAAGAUCCAGUAUACAACAGGAUGAGAGUGGAUUUGUUGACGAUGUUGUUGAGCCUACGAGAGAUGGGGAGGUAGAUAGUGUUCCUUGCUCAAGAGUGGACUCUCAUUCUUUGGAAAAGAAUGGGAAUUUAAACAUGCCAGUUGACAUUGUCGAGAAUCAUGUAGGUUGGACUUAUAAUGCCAUAAGGGUGGGGAAUGGAGACAAAAGUGAUAUUGUAUCUGAAAAUUCAAUGGUCGACUCAAUUUCUGGCACGGAUAUCUGUCCAGAUGAUGUUGUAGGAAUAAUAGGUCAAAAACAUUUCUGGAAAGCUAGAAGAGCAAUUAUUAAUCAACAAAGAGUGUUCGAGGUCCAAGUGUUUGAGUUGCAUAGACUCAUCAAGGUCCAACGGUUAAUUGCUGGGUCACCUCAUCUCAUACUUGAAGAUGGUAUUUUUCUGGAUAAUUCUUCUCCAAGCCCUCUUCCUGCUAAAAAGCUUAGGUCGGAUUACACGGUGAAAUCAUGCGUGCAGCUCAAGCACAAUGAUGACCCUAAGAAGCCAAAACACAAUGUGGAAUGUUCAGCAGAAAAUGCUGUUGGGAAGACACCUCUUCCUCCUGCAUCAUCUGUUGGUUGUCAGCCUUCAACCAAUGGGCCUUACUCUGUAAAUCCACAACCAACUCCAGUUUCUGCUGAUAAUAAUUUAAGCAGUUGGUACCAGACACCAGCUGCUCAUCACUGGCUGGUCCCUGUAAUGUCUUCUUCUGAAGGACUUAUAUAUAAGCCUUACCCUGGGCCAGGUUUUAUUUAUGGAGGAUGUGGACCUUAUAGUCCAAUCAUGAAUCCAUCCUAUGGCUUUCCAGCUUCUGGUCAUCAAGGAAUUGGAGCUCUUCCCAAUACUCCCAUGGUUGGUGGUACUUACUUCCCUCCUUAUGGCAUGCCAGUCUUGAAUCCAGGCAUGUCAGGUUUGGCUGUUGAUCAAGUUAACUGGUACAUGGGAGACCCAAAUCAGCUAUCGGGAGGCGUGGCUGCUUCCAGUAUGCAGAAUCAAACCUCAUUUGAUAUUUCAACACAGAGAGAUAGAGAUGAAAAUCAAGAAACUGUUUCACAGACUGUUAAGUCCCGAGCACCCAAAAGGAAUGAGGUACAAGCAAGUACUGCAUGCAGUAGUCCUGCAAGUAGUCCUGCAAGUAGUCCUGCUAGCAAAGUGCAAGGAAAUGGGGCCACUCAAACUGCUGAAAGCCGGGAUGUGCUUCCACUUUUCCCUGUAGCUCCAGCGGUCGCAGAGGACGGUCCUCAACCUUCAGACUCCGGCCAAACAAAGCAGGUGAUUCGAGUGGUACCACACAAUCGAAGAUCUGCAAACGAAUCAGCUGCACGAAUUUUCCAAUCUAUUCAAAAUGAGAGAAAACAGUACGACUCAAAUUAGCAAGUUCUUUCUCCCCUUUACUUUCUCCAUUACCUCAAUUAUCUUUGAGUUAUCUUAUUGUGUUGUUUAUUAAUCUAAUUUACACACUUCUUUUGGGGUAUAAUGUUUUGUUUACUACAUUCUCCCUCCUCCUCCACCACCUUGUUCCCCCAACCUCAGCACAGUCAUUCAGAUGUAAAUAAAUUUCUGGAGAUUUACAUGUCAAUGCAAUGGGAAUAUGAGUCGCAAGUGUUCUGUACAAUUUUAGGCAUCUGGUUAUUGCUCUGUUAAGGUAAUAGCCCUCAUCUGUCUCAUCUGUUGAGGUAAUACAUUUAUUU
Molecule: messenger RNA, 3100 nt
Organism: Momordica charantia (bitter melon)
Lineage: Eukaryota; Viridiplantae; Streptophyta; Magnoliopsida; Cucurbitales; Cucurbitaceae
Gene: ELF3
Product: hydroxyproline-rich glycoprotein family protein
Biological process (GO): regulation of photoperiodism, flowering
Source: RefSeq, a predicted model, not a curated record